This is a messenger RNA of Belonocnema kinseyi, 1490 nucleotides long. It is a transcript of the gene mRpL3, whose product is annotated as 39S ribosomal protein L3, mitochondrial. Bases 285 to 1394 code for a protein of 369 amino acids. The record is from RefSeq and is a predicted model, not a curated record. NCBI's taxonomy places the organism in Eukaryota, Metazoa, Arthropoda, Insecta, Hymenoptera, Cynipidae. Gene Ontology annotation, molecular function: structural constituent of ribosome. Gene Ontology annotation, biological process: translation. Gene Ontology annotation, cellular component: ribosome; mitochondrial large ribosomal subunit. The transcript is spliced from 7 exons.
GCCGACGAACGCGGUCGGUGAAGUUGGAAUAAAAUUUCCAUAUUCCAUGUGUUCUAGUAUUUAGUCUACAUACUACUUAUAUUUCGAAAAAAGUACUACUUUUACAUGUUUUUAUCGAAAAGCAAACCUUCAAAAUUGUGGAAAGUGAUUCAACUUGUAAAGCCGUUAGAAGCCAACCGACAAAAGUGAUAUAAGAAAAAAGUGAGGUUAAGUUUCAACAAAAUUUAGAAUGUGCACUCGAUAAAACUAUAAUUUGUAACGAAUAACUGAGAUAAUUUGGAGACAUGUCAACUUUUUGGAAAUUAUGUUCUCAGUUACAAGUAGUUAGGAAUAUCCUUCAACCAAGGUGUGAUUUAACAGAAAUAGCAGAAAGAGGAAUAAAAAGACUUAAUCAUCAACCAAGAAAACGUUUACCACCAUGGCUACCAAGACCGAAUCGUGUGCUUCACAAAGAAAACAUCACUUCAGAAAACAAGCAAUUUAUUCAAGAAGUAAUAAAAGACAAAUAUGCACAUAGUGCUACAAACCAUUUAUCACCACUUAAAAUUGAACCCAUCGAACCACAAAGCGAAUGGACACCGAAUUCCCGCCGGACUGGAGUUCUUGCGAAAAAAAUCGGCCUUUACCCUCUCUGGAUGAAAGACGGAAAAAAAGUUAUGACGACUCUCCUGCAGGUUGUUGAUAAUCACGUGAUUAAGUAUAUUUCACCGGAAGAUUAUGAACCCGUUAUAGGAAAAAAGAAGAUCCAAGUGAAGAAAAAAUUAGGUUGUAUUGUUGUUGGCGCGGAAUCUGCUGAUCCUCAAUACUUUACAAAAGAGUAUUACCGUACAUUCGAGAAUGCGGGUGUGAUGCCUAAAAGAACAUUAGGCAGAUUUACCGUGACUCCAAACGCAGCUUUACAACCAGGAACCCCACUCUUCGCUACUCACUACAAACCCGGACAGUUUGUUGACGUUAGAGGGAAAACGGUGGACCGGGGUUUUCAGGGAGUCAUGAAACGAUGGGGUUUCCAUGGAAUGCCUGCCACUCACGGUGUAACUAAAACUCACAGAAGACCCGGUAACAUUGGUUCAGGUGGACAAAAAGCUCGAGUUAUGCCCGGAACUAAAUUGCCCGGUCACAUGGGAAACGCGUAUCGAGUUUUGCGAGGUGUUAGGAUUUUAAGGAUCAAUACCAAAUACAAUGUUAUUUGGGUUCUUGGAAAAGGAAUACCAGGAGAAACGAAUUCAAUGGUACAAAUUUUUGACACUAUACUACCCUUGAAAAAGUUGCAAGAAGCACCCAGUUUCCCAACUUAUUUCCCCUCUGAGGAAGAACUGCCCGAAGAACUUCUGGUCGACGAUCUUCAGGAUUUCGGCAGUCCUACUAUUGAAUUCGAAGAAGCGAAUAAGUGAAUUGUAAAAAGUCAGUAAUAAGUGCAAGUUAUGUUUACGAAUAAAAUUCAGUUUUUCGAUAAAAGUUUUGAAUAAAAGCAAAUGUAAAGAUAUAAA